AUGACCUGCGUGCUGGCACAGCACUGGGCGGUGCCGCCCAUCGUUCCUGCGGAUGCCCCACUCGCGGACGGGUUCAGUGCGGACAGAACACGAGAUGUCUUGCACGACCUGGCUGCAUGUGGCCCGAAGUACGUCGGGGCUGAGGGCAACGAGGUAUGCGCCGUCGAGGCAGUUCUCAAGCAGAUUGCGAAGUCGUCCAAAGGCCGAGAAUCAAGGCUGACGUUGGAGACACAGUCUGCUUCCGGCCAUUUCUAUUUAGACUUCAUUGGAGGCUUCACAGUGGCCUACCGAAACCUUACAAAUUUGGUUGCACGAGUUCGCGGCCAAAGACCUGGCUGUGCUUUGCUUAUCUCUUCCCACUUUGACUCAGCUAUCGGAUCUGUGGCAACAUCGGACGCCAACGCGGAGAUUGCCAUAAUGACCGAUUUGCUGCGCUUGUUUCUGCAUGAUCCUCCGGAUGUUGACGUUAUUUUCAACUUCAAUGGUGGUGAGGAGUUUAUUAUGCCUGCUGCGCAUGGCUUCGUGACCUCCCACCCGUGGGCUCCAGAGAUCUGCGCGCAGGUCAACCUAGAAGCUGCAGGGUCGGGAGGCCGUGAGCUCCUCUUCCAGGCGCUUGCGAAUUCUGGGCGGCUGUCUCACUGUAAGAUGCCACUGGUAGCCUUCGGCUUUAUGACAGGCAUCGUUCCUGGCGAAACAGACUACCGAGUCUAUCGAGACUUUGGAAACAUUCCAGGAGCGGAUUUUGCCGUGCUGACCAACGGCUGGAUCUACCACACCUGGCGUGACGAUAUAGCCCAUCUCGACUUUCGCUCAGUUCAGAGGUAUGGAGACACCAUCAACGAGUUCGCACGUGGCUUAGCCAAGAAGCUCCGCAACGGCCGGCCCACAGGAAGUGACGUGACUGACUCGGCGGUGUUCUUUGAUAUCGGGGGCGUCUUCUUUGUCGAGUACUCCGCAGAUCUUGCAAGGAAACUACACGUCGCAGCUGCCAUCGUCGUGCUCUCCAGCUUGCUGCUCAGGCGCGGAGUUGCGGCCUACGGAGUGAUCUUGAAAGCUGCGGCGAAGCUCUUCAUGGCCUUUCUAUCAUCGCUGCUUGCAGCCGCAAUUACGGGCCUUUUAGUGGCUUUCACGCCGGCAGCGCUUGCCGGCUCGGGGCACCCAGAGCUUGCCCCGCUGCUGUUUGUUCCCCCUGCGCUGGCGGCGUUUUUAGGCUGCCUGAAACUGCUGGGCCGCGACGAGGACAUUGUUGAAGAAGGCUCCAUUGCGCUGGGCGCGCUGCUCUGCCUGGGCCUCUCGCUGAGCUCUGUGGCCGUGCUGGCAUCUUAUCCGUUCCUUCUUUGGUCCGCACUGCCCGCGCUGGCGGCAUUCUGCCCUCGGCCGAUGCGUGCAGUUUCAACCACAGCAGCUUUUGUUCUGCCAUGGCUACUUCACCUGCAGUUCCUUGUUUUGGCCUUGGAUCUGCUCUGCCCUCUCACUUUCAGAAGUGGAACCUCUGUCCCUGGAGAUGUUGUCAUUGGGGCCACGUUUGGCCUGAUGACUGGUCUUUUCUUGGCGCUGUCGGCGCGCUUCAUCUUGCCCAUUCCUCACUGGGCCACAAAGAUGCUGUGCCUCAUCACCUUCGUCAUGGCCUUUGGUCUGGCGUUUUGGAUCUUCCCAUACAGCUUCGACCGUCCCAAGCGCAUUAUCUAUCAGCAUACUGCGCGCUCACAGGUCACGUGGAGUAUGGAGGCAGAUGGGACAGCCAAAGCGCACUGGGAGCCCAUGGAGAGUGGGAUCUGGACGGCCUCCCAAGACUGGAACAAUGUGGAUACUAUGCGAAAGUUCGCACCUUAUGGCUUGCCGAGCGGCUCGAAAUGGCACAACAACAGCAUGGGGCUGUACGGCCAAGUGCCGUUUCCCUUCCCGCUGAAAUGGCUGACCCUCGGCGGAGCUUGGGCGCAGAGACCUCCGCCGGAGAUUCCAGUUCCUAUUGCCGUACAGCUUUCAUCUCUUCCCAACACCGAUGCAGGAGGUGAGAGCUUGCGCAGUGUAGACAUCUCCGUGUCUGGCCCUCCCAACAUGAUGCUCGUGCUGGGACCUUUGUCCUCUAUCAAGGCCUGGUCCUUUGGGCGCUAUGCCACUGUGGCGGAUGCCGCAGACCUCCAGCUUGCUGUUGAUAUGGGUCAACUACCGAAGCAGCUGCCCUUCAAGCGUAUGGACUGCGACUGCAUGUUCCUGCUCUUUGCAGAAGGCGGUAGAAGCCCGAGCAACGGCCGAGCCGAAGCUUUCAACUUCACGGUGUCGGCGUCUCUGGGUGAGUUGGACAUGGACAUUUGGAGCCUUAACUUGGAGAAGUCCAGUCCGGAGCUAAAGCACGAGGAGGAGCGAACUCCGAGUUGGGUGAAUUUCUAUGGCUGGACAGCAGAACUGCAGGUGCACCGGAUGCUGCUGUGA
Molecule: messenger RNA, 2433 nt
Organism: Symbiodinium pilosum
Lineage: Eukaryota; Dinophyceae; Suessiales; Symbiodiniaceae
Source: the annotation of a GenBank genome assembly